AUGACACAAAACAAACCUUCGCAUUUGUUGGUGGAGACGAGGGAGCGAUCAAAUUCUGAAGUUUCUAAUGAUGAUGAUGAAGAGGAGGAGGAAGAGGAGGUUGUGGAUCAUCAUGGACUUAAACAGGAAGAUGAUGAUAUGAAAUCGGAGUUGAAAUCUCUGGUUUCCGAAGUGAUAGAGCACUCAAAAGAAGAUCAAAAUCAUUUGGAAGAACCUCCUAUGGAGAUUGGUUCGGUUUCUAAUGAUACCACCAUUAGAGGCAAAUUGACCAUGUUUUCAAAUUGUCUCGUGAACGACUUUGUCACCGUAUUUAAAGAUAAUCCCGAACAACGAGAAUUGGUGUAUGACUCCUUGUUCUAUCCGCAUCAUAUCCGAUCUGUUGUGCUACAAGAAAAGAGAAAGAAAAAGUCAACUCCAUCAAAUCCUUUGAGCUCUCCAACUGGAAUGCCUGGUAUCAUAGACUUGGACAGCCCAGAUAACGACAUGACAGCGAUUCAUUUAUAUUACUUGAUUGCAAUUCUGAAAGAACGCCAAAGAUAUCAAAUCAAACAAUAUUUAAAUAACCCAAACGUGCGAAUAAUCCUAUCAUCUCAAGUUGAGGAAUAUCCUAUUAUCAAUGAUGACAGCAUCCAGCUUCAUUACAAUGAUUUUGGUGUCUCCAUUGAUACCUUGUGUUAUUGUCUGGAAAGUAACAGAUACAUUGAACUUUCUGACGAAGGAAAGUUGAUUAAGACGUUAAGAAACUCAUUUUUGAAACCUAUAGUUAUCACAAAGAAGAAGCUUGUUGCAUUUUUGAGUCUAUAUCCGGAUUUGUUUGAAAUCACCAAACCACGUAAACAACUAGACGUGAUUUCUCUAAAAUUUUUGUGCUUUUCAUUCGAUGAAAAUUAUCAGCUUGUUGACCGAUUACGUUUAGAAUUAUCUGGAAAUGUUGUGAGGCUAGUUGGGCGUGCUUCUGGAGAAAUUGAGUGUUGUUCCAUAGACUUCCGUAAUCUUCCAGAAAAAAAGAUUUUAGACGUGAACAACGAAGAACAUAUCAAGUUGAUUUUAAAGAUACUAUCAGAGGACUUUCCAAAAAAUAGAACUGCUUUCAAGCUCAGCGUAUUGAGAAAAGUAAUCUUCAACAAGUACGACUAUAAGCCCUUCAAUCUUGUUUCUUUCCUAUGCUGCUUUCCUCAACAUUUCCAAAUUAAUCCAAAAGCAAACAAGAAAGUGAAAAGAAUUUUACCAGCAGUGGAUGACUACAAACCAAGAAUUGAAAAUCUCAUGUUUGGUAGUGGUGUUGAGUCUAAAAAGUCACAGUCUUCAAAUGUCGUAGAUUCAGCUCUUACAAAACCUUUAUUUGAGUUACCAGCAAGCGAUCAAUACACAGUAGUAUUUGCUACUAAUCCAUCCGACGUUGAUGACUGGAUCGAGAAAUAUAUUUAUCAAGCUCUUGAAGUUGGAGGUGAAGACACUGUAGUUGUUGGAAUGGAUACUGAAUUUGAUUUAUUUAAACUCAACAAGAAUUAUCAAUUGAAUCCAGUACUUCACGAAAAAUUGUGGAAAUUAUUCAAAAAACAGAAGCAAUUUUGCUCUACAACUGGAAUAUCUAUUUACAACAAUGCUGAAUCAGAAUAUCUCAAAACACAAUAUUUCAAAGAAUUUGAACAGACUGCAUUUCCUGACCUCAUUCAAUUGUCAACUGGAAGUUCUUGUUUGCUCUAUGGAGGCUGUGAAGGUAUCCAUGCACCAUCACCACUUUUUGUUCAACUAAUGUACGACAAGAGAGUACUGAAAACAUGGUGCUCUUAUGGCGAGGAUGUCAAGCUGAUCAAGUUAUGGUUUCAACAUUUUGAGAUGGCUCCUCAAGGAAAAGAAUUUGAAAGCUUGAUCGAGUUAGAUGCCUCUCAGAAAGGUGCAUCUUAUUUAUGUGAACAGCUACUUGGAAUGAAAAUGGCCAAAGAACGCUCUGUACAAGUUUCCAGAUGGUCUCGGUUGAACUUGUCUACCAUACAGAAAAAGUAUGCUGCGCAAGAUAGUUAUUUGAAUUGGUUGCUCUUUUCGAAAAUGGAAUCAGAAAGAAAAGACUAUUCUACUCUUGAGGACACGGAAGAUAUUUCCUUCUCUUUGUUUGACCCAACCACACAACUUUAA
Molecule: messenger RNA, 2136 nt
Organism: Naegleria lovaniensis
Lineage: Eukaryota; Heterolobosea; Eutetramitea; Acrasida; Naegleriidae
Exons: 1
Coding region: 1-2136 (711 amino acids)
Biological process (GO): nucleobase-containing compound metabolic process
Molecular function (GO): 3'-5' exonuclease activity; nucleic acid binding
Source: RefSeq, a predicted model, not a curated record